Cyclopterus lumpus (lumpfish) is the source of this 1811-nucleotide messenger RNA. It is a transcript of the gene eps8l3a, whose product is annotated as EPS8-like 3a. Gene Ontology annotation, molecular function: actin binding. The record is from RefSeq and is a predicted model, not a curated record. Gene Ontology annotation, cellular component: vesicle; ruffle membrane; plasma membrane. The transcript has 19 exons. Gene Ontology annotation, biological process: Rho protein signal transduction; positive regulation of ruffle assembly; regulation of Rho protein signal transduction. The coding region runs from base 9 to 1811 and encodes 600 amino acids. NCBI's taxonomy places the organism in Eukaryota, Metazoa, Chordata, Actinopteri, Perciformes, Cyclopteridae.
UGGUGAACAUGUUCAGGAGUAACAGUCCCUUUGGCAAUGACACCAGUAGCUACACAGGAUCAUUCCAGUCCAAUGGUUAUUCUAUGGAUGAGGUUUCAUCACAGGUGUCAAGUCUGUCGAGGCCCAGUGCAAAGUCAAUUUACUUGCAAAGGAUGGAGUAUGCAGUAUCAAUAAACAAGAUGAUGAACAAAUUUCAGUACAGAGUGGAGCACUUGUUCACUUGUGACCUGGAUGGGAAGGGGUUGAGAAGCAUAGCAGACUGUGUGCAGCGGCUGAGGCUGCUGGACGGGAUGGGUCGUGUGUGGGGUCAGAGCAUGCAGCUGGAGGUGCGAGGUGCCAACCUGCUGCUCACAGACAUUGAAACCAAGGAGGAGCUGGAGUCCAUGGCUUUCGGCGACAUCCUGGAACUGAAGGCUGUGCUUGACGCUGGAGUGUUUAAUUCCCUGCUCACAGUGUCGGUCCGGCCUGGGGGAAAACACACCACCACUGUCUUCAUGUUUCAGUGUGAGGAUGUCAGGGCUGACUAUGUUCAGAGGGAUCUCUCAGGAGCAUUGUCACACAGGAGACAUGAUUCAAACAUCAGCAAUGCAGGUAUAAUAGCAGGACAUCCGGGAAUGAAUAACCUUCAUAAUGCUGAAAAAUCUAAUGAACCUAAAGAGCAGAAGCCUGCAGUUGACCCAGAGCCCCAAUGGAUGGUUCCUGACUAUGAGGAGGAUAACGUCCUUACGCCUGAACUGGUUGUACCUCAGGAGGAGGAUAUCUUGAAUCAUCUUUUAAGUGACAUCGAAAUCUUCAUGGGAAAAGUAGCUGCAGUAGUAGCUAAAAAUGCAAAGAAAAAGAAGAAAAAGAAAAAAGGAAAAGUCAUGGACGGUAUGCCCCCUGCAGCAGAAUUUGAAGUGUGUUUCCAUAAAAUCAAAUGUGGUUUCAACCUUGUGGGGGAGCUCAACGGGAUGAUUAAUAAUCCCAGCGCUCCUGAAUUUGUUCACUCCUUAUUCUCCACAUUAGCAUUUGUGGCAUCUCACUGCGCCGAGGAUCUGCCUCAGACCAUUGUGGCACCGCUGCUGACGCCUCAGUGUUUCCGUUUCCUGAGUGAAGAAGCCUCCACAGAGGAGGACCAGCUGUGGCAGUCUUUAGGAGACGCCUGGAACAUCCCCAGCACCAAAUGGCCAGAAGAUGACGAGGACAUUCCAACAUACACUCUGGAGUUCUCCGAUGGCUGGCAGCCUCCUGAGGCGACUGCAGCACCUGAACCCAGUGAACCAAUGAGAAGGCAGGAGCAUCAACAACCUGCAACCAGCCAGACUUCCACCAAGUUGACACCAUCACCUCUGCCCCCACAAAAGACACGCUCAGGUGAGUCAAAACUGGGUUGCAUACAUGUUACGUAUGACUUCAUCUCAAGAAACAACAGAGAGCUCACCGUUAGAAAAGGAGAAAUAGUUGAGCUGCUGGACAUGUCGAAGCAGUGGUGGAAAGUGAGGAACAGCAGAGGGGAGGAGGGCUUUGUACCUAAUAAUGUCCUAGAGGCUCAUGACAAGCAACCAAUCGAAUAUUCUGGAGGUUCUCCUGUCCUCACAAAGAAGUCCAAGCCUGCAGAUGUGAAAGUCUGGCUGGAAGACAAGGGCUUUAGUAAAAUCACUGUUCGCUGUCUGGGUGGGCUGAGUGGCUCUAUGCUGCUGGGGAUGACCAGAGAGGAGCUGAAGACCGUGUGUCAAGAGGAAGGGGGGCGUGUCUUCUUCCAGUUACAAGCCGUCAAGUCCGCCAUGGCUGUAAGUGACUCACACUGUGCAGCUUCAUUUGUUGCCAUUUAA